Molecule: messenger RNA, 685 nt
Organism: Neogale vison (American mink)
Lineage: Eukaryota; Metazoa; Chordata; Mammalia; Carnivora; Mustelidae
Product: glutathione S-transferase-like
Exons: 7
Biological process (GO): xenobiotic metabolic process; glutathione metabolic process
Molecular function (GO): glutathione transferase activity
Source: RefSeq, a predicted model, not a curated record
AGGAAAAGGAUUGGAAAGCUAGAAGGUCGUCACAUGCUACAGGAGGAAAAGCUGGAAGCCUUAAGCAUGGCAGGGAAACCCAAGCUUCACUACUUCAAUGGCCGAGGACAAAUGGAGUCCGUCCGGUGGCUCUUGGCCGCAGCAGGAGUAGAGUUUGAAGAAGAACUUUUUGAAACACGUGAAGAAUUUGAGAGAUUAAUCCAAGGUGGAACCCUGAUGUAUGAACAAGUGCCCAUGGUCCAAAUCGAUGGAAUGAAUUUGGUAGAAACCAGAGCUAUCCUAUGAUACCUAGCUACAAAAUAAAACUUGUAUGGAAGGAACCUACAGGAACAAGCCUGGAUUGACAUGUUUGUAGAGGGCUUGAGGGACCUGAGCGACAUGAUUAUGUUCUUUCCACUCUCCCUGCCUGGAGAAAAGGAGAUGAAUCUUGACUACAUCCUUGGAAAAGCCACUACAAGAUUCUUCCCUGUCUAUGAGAACGCACUCAGAGACCAUGGGCAAGAUUUCCUCGUGGGCGAUCGGCUGAGCUGGGCUGAUAUACAGCUCCUUGAAGUCAUCUUAAUGGCAGAAGAGUGCAAAGCCAGUGUCCUAGCAGGCUUCCCUCUGCUACAGAAACGCCUGGAAGGCUAGGACUAUGUCUUCUUCAGCUUUCUUCACAAACUCUGGGGAGUCUGUCUGGACCCAC